AUGGAAGAUCACAACGAUGCUCCACUUCACACCAAACUCCAAGUCAAAUUCACCAACAAAUCAAUCGUCAAACCCACCAAUCCCUCGCUGGAGCCGCGCAUUUUGCAUCUCUCAAAUCUCGAUCUCCUCUCCGGCCGUUUUCCGAUCACAUAUUUCUACUUCUACCGCCGCCCGACGACGGACGCCUCCGCCGUCAUCCUCGAGGCUCUCAAAACCUCCCUCGCAGAAACCCUAAAUCACUACAAUCCAUUCGCCGGUAAAAUUCUCCCAAAUUCCAUCACAAACGAGCCCGAAAUUAUCUGCGAUGACUCCGGUGCUCUGUUUGUAGAAGCAGAGGCUAAUCUCCGAUUGAACGCCUUGAAUUUUCACGACCUCGACGAUCCUCUGAAAGGCAAGCUCGUCACUGUAAAUCCAGAUUUCGCUUUACAGAUUCAAAUCACGAGCUACGCUUGCGGCGGAAUUUCAAUCACGUUCACGUUCGAUCAUGCGCUCGGUGACGCCAGUGCAUUUGGAAAAUUCCUUCUCGCCUGGUCGGAAAUCGCUCGGGGAAAACCGAUCUCCACCAUACCAGACCACCGUAGAAACAUCCUUCCUCGUUCGCCGCCGAUUUACCAUCCGAAUCUCGACAAGACGAUGGUGAAAUGCACCAUGGAAGAUAUAAUGAACAUUCCGACACUGAAGAAGCUAAUCAAGAGGCUGUAUCACGUCGAUCGGACGAGCAUUGAUCGAUUACAGAGCCUGGCGAGCUCCGGCGGAGUCAGGAGGACGAAAAUCGAAGCGUUCUCUGCGUACGUUUGGAGAAUUAUGGUUUCCGCCAUGGAAGCAGAGCAUUCGACAUGCAAAAUGGGGUGGUUAGUGGACGGGCGGAGCAGAUUGGGGGGAGAUCGAAACUACAUGUCGGAUUACAUUGGAAACGUCUUGUCGGUCGCGUUUGGAGAAGCGAGCGUCGAGGAAUUGAAGCGUAAUUCGCUACCGGAGAUUGCGAGUGUCGUCCACGAGGCGAUUUCGAAGGCGACGAACGAAGCCCAUUUCUUGGACCUGAUUGAUUGGAUCGAGUGUCACAGGCCUGGGCUUAUGUUGUCGAGGAAUGUAUUGGGCCUUGGUGGGCCGGCCCUGGUUGUGUCGUCGGGCCGGAGGUUUCCAGUUGCUGAAUUGGACUUUGGAUUUGGAGGCCCAGUUCUGGGGACGGUGGGCUCGACUGUAGAGAGAAUAGGAGUUAGUUACUUGAAUCAGAGGCCCAGUGCUAAGGGCGAUGGGUCGUGGACAAUUUCUGCCAUUUUAGAGCCCCAAUUAGCAGCGGCUUUGGAGCUGGAUUCUGUGUUUCGGCCCAUGACAGCAGGCAUCCUUGAACUUUAAUGCCUUCUUUAAUACUUCUUGAAAAAAAUAUAUGAGAGACCGGUUGGCCAUAACAAAAAAUAUACAAUAAACUUAAAAGUGGAUGUGACAUGAAAAUGGAUUAAAUAGAACCAAGAGGAUAAAUUUCUUAGAAAGCAUGUGAGUGAAGACAAAGUAUACUAAAGAUUGUUGCGUGUCUAUAGAGACAAUCUUCAUUUUCUCGUAGAAGGAGAGGAGACACAUGCCCACAAGAACAAUGGAGGAAGAGAAGAAACACCAAACAUGCUUCACCAUAAGGAUUUUGCAUUUUAAUUUUAUU
Messenger RNA from Momordica charantia (bitter melon), 1654 nucleotides. Its product is annotated as HXXXD-type acyl-transferase family protein. NCBI's taxonomy places the organism in Eukaryota, Viridiplantae, Streptophyta, Magnoliopsida, Cucurbitales, Cucurbitaceae. The record is from RefSeq and is a predicted model, not a curated record. Gene Ontology annotation, molecular function: acyltransferase activity, transferring groups other than amino-acyl groups.